Messenger RNA from Ochotona curzoniae (black-lipped pika), 7085 nucleotides. It is a transcript of the gene FNDC3B, whose product is annotated as fibronectin type III domain containing 3B. NCBI's taxonomy places the organism in Eukaryota, Metazoa, Chordata, Mammalia, Lagomorpha, Ochotonidae. Gene Ontology annotation, molecular function: protein binding. The coding region runs from base 151 to 3774 and encodes 1207 amino acids. The transcript has 26 exons. The record is from RefSeq and is a predicted model, not a curated record.
AGGAGAGCGGCGGCGGGAGCGGCGGAGGGGGCGGCAGGGAUCGUCCAGGCAGCCCGGCGGCCAAGGCGUGGGCGACGCGUGUGCGGCGCGCCCGGAGCCCCGCGUUCCAGCCCCAGGGAAGGAAGCCAGUUGAGGGAAAAUUCUCCAUGAAUGUAUGUCACAAUGAUGAUGACCGACCAGAUCCCUCUGGAACUGCCACCCUUGCUGAACGGAGAGGUAGCCAUGAUGCCUCACCUGGUGAACGGAGACGCAGCUCAGCAGGUGAUUCUCGUUCAAGUUAAUCCAGGUGAGACUUUCACAAUCAGAGCAGAGGAUGGAACACUUCAGUGCAUUCAAGGACCUGCGGAAGUUCCCAUGAUGUCACCAAACGGUUCUAUUCCUCCCAUCCAUGUGCCUCCAGGUUACAUCUCGCAGGUGAUUGAAGACAGCACCGGAGUCCGCCGGGUGGUGGUGACCCCUCAGUCUCCUGAGUGUUACCCGCCAAGCUACCCCUCCGCCAUGUCACCCACUCAUCACCUGCCCCCGUACCUGACUCACCACCCACAUUUUAUCCAUAAUUCUCACACGGCUUACUACCCACCUGUGACUGGACCUGGAGAUAUACCACCACAGUUUUUCCCUCAGCAUCAUCUUCCUCCGACCAUCUACGGGGAGCAAGAAAUUAUACCGCUCUAUGGAAUGUCAAGCUACAUUACUCGAGAAGACCAGUACAGCAAGCCUCCACACAAGAAAGUCAAAGAGCGCCAGAUUGACCGCCAGAACCGCCUCAACAGCCCUCCUUCCUCUCUCUACAAAAGCAGCUGCACCACGGUGUACAAUGGCUACGGGAAGGGGCACGGUGGUGGGAGCGGCGGAGGCGGGGGCGGCGGCAGCGGAGGUGGGCCAGGAAUUAAGAAAACCGAGCGGCGAGCAAGAAGCAGUCCAAAGUCGAAUGAUUCCGACUUGCAAGAGUAUGAGUUGGAAGUAAAAAGGGUGCAAGACAUUCUUUCGGGAAUAGAGAAACCACAGGUUUCUAACAUUCAGGCGAGAGCGGUUGUGUUGUCCUGGGCUCCCCCAGUUGGACUUUCCUGUGGCCCCCACAGUGGCCUUUCCUUCCCCUACAGUUAUGAGGUUGCCUUAUCAGACAAAGGACGAGAUGGAAAAUACAAGAUAAUUUACAGUGGAGAAGAAUUAGAGUGUAACCUGAAAGAUCUUAGACCAGCAACUGAUUACCAUGUGAGGGUCUAUGCCAUGUACAAUUCCGUGAAGGGAUCCUGCUCCGAGCCGGUCAGCUUCACCACCCACAGCUGUGCACCCGAGUGUCCCUUCCCUCCCAAGCUGACACAUCGCAGCAAGAGUUCACUAACCUUGCAGUGGAAGGCACCCAUUGACAAUGGUUCAAAAAUCACCAACUACCUUUUAGAAUGGGAUGAGGGAAAAAGGAACAGCGGUUUCAGACAGUGCUUCUUUGGAAGCCAGAAGCACUGCAAGUUAACAAAGCUUUGUCCAGCUAUGGGGUACACAUUCCGGCUGGCUGCCCGGAACGACAUCGGCACCAGUGGCUACAGCCAGGAAGUGGUAUGCUACACAUUGGGGAACAUCCCUCAGAUGCCUUCAGCACCAAGACUUGUUCGAGCUGGUGUCACAUGGGUCACCUUGCAGUGGAACAAGCCAGAAGGCUGUUCGCCUGAAGAAGUGAUUACCUACACCCUGGAGAUUCAGGAGGAUGAAAAUGAUAACCUUUUCCACUCAAAGUACACUGGAGAGGAUUUAACCUGUACUGUGAAAAAUCUCAAAAGAAGCACACAAUAUAAAUUCAGGCUGACUGCUUCUAACGCAGAAGGGAAAAGCUGCCCCAGUGAAGUUUUGGUUUGCACCACAAGUCCCGACAGACCUGGACCUCCCACAAGACCCCUGGUUAAAGGGCCAGUUACAUCCGACAGCUUUAGCGUCAAAUGGGAUCCCCCCAAGGACAGCGGUGGUUCCGAAAUUCUCAAGUACUUGCUGGAGAUCACCGAUGGGAACUCUGACGGGAAUCAGUGGGAAGUGGCGUACAGUGGAGCGGCUGCCGAGUACACCUUCGACCACCUGAAGCCAGGCACUUUGUACAAGGUCCGCGCGUGCUGCAUCAGCACCGGGGGACACAGCCAGUGUUCCGAGAGCCUUCCCGUGCGCACCCUGAGCAUCGCACCAGGGCAGUGUCGGCCGCCGCGGGUCCUGGGCAGACCAAGGCACAGAGAAGUCCACCUAGAGUGGGAUGUUCCUGCAUCCGAGAGUGGCUGUGAGGUGUCCGAGUACAGCGUGGAAAUGACGGAGCCGGAGGCCGUAGCCUCGGAGGUGUACCACGGGCCAGAGCUUGAGUGCACAGUGGGCAACCUGCUUCCAGGAACCACGUACCGCUUCAGGGUCAGGGCUCUGAACGACGGAGGGUACGGUCCCUAUUCUGACGUCUCGGAAAUUACCACUGCAGCAGGGCCUCCUGGACAAUGCAAAGCACCUUGUAUUUCUUUUACGCCCGAUGGAUGUGUUCUAGUAGCUUGGGAGAGUCCUGAGAGCUCCGGGGCUGACAUCUCAGAAUACAGGUUGGAAUGGGGAGAAGAUGAGGAAUCCCUGGAACUCAUUUAUCAUGGAACAGACACCUGCUUCGAGAUAAGAGAUCUGUUGCCUGCUGCCCAGUAUUGCUGCAGAUUACAGGCCUUCAAUCAAGCAGGCGCAGGGCCCUACAGCGAGCUUGUCCUUUGCCAGACACCAGCAUCUGCCCCUGACCCCGUCUCCACCCUCUGUGUCCUGGAGGAGGAGCCCCUCAGCACCAACCCCGAUUCACCUUUCGUGUGCCUUGUACUGAGCUGGGAAGAGCCGUGCAAUAAUGGAUCUGAAAUCCUUGCCUACAACAUAGAUCUUGGAGACAUUAGCAUCACUGUGGGCGCUACUACCACUCACGUUGUGAAAGAUCUCCUUCCAGAAACCACGUACAGGAUCAGAAUCCAGGCUGUCAACGAAAUUGGAGCUGGACCGUUCAGUCAGUUCAUUAAAGCAAAAACUCGGCCCUUACCACCCUUGCCUCCCAGGCUCGAGUGUGCUGCUGCUGGGCCACAGAGCCUGAAGCUCAAAUGGGGAGACAGCAACUCCAAGACGCACACUGCUGAUGAGAUGGUGUACACCCUGCAGCUGGAGGACCGGAACAAGAGGUUCAUCUCAAUCUACAGAGGACCCAGCCACACCUACAAGGUCCAGAGACUGGCGGAAUUCACUUGCUACUCCUUCAGAAUCCAGGCAGCCAGUGAGGCUGGGGAAGGUCCCUUCUCAGAAACCUACACCUUCUGCACAACCAAAAGCGUACCACCAACCAUCAAAGCACCUCGAGUAACACAGUUGGAAGGAAAUUCAUGUGAGAUUUUAUGGGAGACAGUACCACCCAUGAAAGGCGACCCUGUUAACUACAUUCUACAGGUAUUGGUUGGAAGAGAAUCCGAAUACAAACAGGUGUACAAGGGAGAAGACGCCACGUUUCAGAUCUCAGGCCUGCAGAGCAACACAGACUACCGGUUCCGCGUGUGCGCUUGCCGUCGCUGCCUCGACACCUCUCAGGAGCUCAGUGGAGCCUUCAGCCCAUCUGCAGCCUUUGUACUACAACGAAGUGAGGUCAUGCUUACCGGGGACAUGGGGAGCUUAGAUGACCCCAAAAUGAAGAGCUUGAUGCCUACUGAUGAACAGUUUGCAGCCCUCAUUGUGCUUGGCUUUGCAACUUUAUCCAUUGUAUUUGCCUUUAUAUUACAGUACUUCCUCAUGAAGUAAGCAGGCCCAGACAGAGCUAGAGGUAUGAAUUUCGUUAAUGCUACACAUUUUAAUACACACAUGUAUUCAGAUAUUCCCUUUUUUAAGCCUCCCUGCUCCACUUCCCCCCCCCCUUUUUUUUUUUUGAUUUAUACACUUCUCUUGUUUUACAGAUUUAGCUAGGCAAAACAAUGGCAGUGUUUUGGUGCACCUUUUUGAAAUGCAAAACUAGGAAGAGGUUAAACUGGAUUUUUAAAGAAAAAAAGAAAAAAGAAAAAAAAAAAAAGAAGAAGAAAAGCAAGCCAGAUACCAAAAGCUAGGUUUCAUAUGUUCUCUUGAAUUUCCAGAUCUGCCUUUAUUUUGGUUUCACUGAUAUCUUUUGCAAGCCUUUUUUUUUUUCCUUUUGUGUUACAGUGUAGUAAUUUAUAUUCACCAGUCACUUCUUAUGUCUUUAUCAUCUAUUUCUGUAAACAUGAAUGAAUCACAGCGUGUGUGUAUUUACAGGGCUAGGAUCCCAGUGUUGUCAGAGUAUUGCCACACCAACAACAUGCUGAAGAUGUGUUCACUCAGACAAGGCUGCCUGAAACAACAUUUUGUCACUCAGUUAUUUAACUCUGUUUAGUUCAUUUAAAUCAAAAUGUGUACUUUAAAAACGUUUUAAUGAUCUGUAUUUCUUAUGAUUUUAACACUAUGAGCUGCCUGUAUCAGAAAUCAAGUAAUCAACAUACACCUAUAAAUUAUGGAGCAUUGUAGAUUUUACCACAUCCAUUCAUAGCAGUAACUUUACGAGGGCAUUGUGCAAUAGCUAGUUAUUUCCUUGUUCAGCUCUUUUAAAAGCUGCUUUAACUUGUCUGUCUGUCUUUGUAUAUAACUACUUCUAAGAUGAUCACUAGAGUUAUUAUAUUCUGUUAUGUAUGACCAGAAGUAUAUGACAACAACUGGUGACAAUUUAGUGCCUCUGCCCGUUGUCCACGAUUUACACUAAUUGUGAGCAGUCUUUUUAAUGCGUCCGUUCAUUACUCUGGAAAGAUUUGCCUGUAGGCUGUUCUUUUGAGGUAUCAAUGAAGCAAUUCAAUUUCAAUACCUGAAUUCGGAGCCCUUACUACUAAUGUUAACAGCAGAUGAAAGUGGAUAAAACCAACAGGAGAGUCGUCCGGGUCUGGACUGCCCUGCCGGUGGGCUGGUCUGGCUGGGUGGAGAGGGAAUGGUUGGUGGUAAGCACAGGGUGGUUGCGGGGUCAAGGAGCCUAGAUUCCCUCCCUAGAUCUGUCACUGACUUGCUGCGUGGCUUGAACGCAUCACUUUACCUCUCUGUGCCUCAGUUUUCCCAUGCCUGAAAAAUAAAAUAGAAUAAAAUAAAUGGGGAUUCUAAUGUUUGCAAGUGCUUUGAGAUCUUCAAUCAACAGGUGCUAUUGGAGUGCAAAAUGUUUGAGUCACGAGAUAAUCAAUUUUAACCCAAAGUCAUUGGAUUAUUUAUAUAAAAUCCAUAAUGUUUGAGUACCUCAGGGACAUUUCAGAGUUGGAGGUGCAAAUAUAUUCCAAAAGGGUGCAGCAGACACAGUGGAUCUCCCUGCUUCUGUUUUUUUGUAUAUUUUUGCUGCUUGGUUUUUUUUUUGUUUUGUUUUGUUUUGUUUUUCUUGAUCAUAGCUGUUCUGUGCUUGGUCUGUGUUGUCUAAGAUGCAGUAUCCUGUAUUUGCUUAUGAAAUUCCCAUACCAAAGUCAUGGGGAAACCAACAUUAUUUUGUUUUUGGUUUAUUUAUACUAUAUUCUGCAUACAGUACUUUAAAUGCCAAUUACAGUGCAAUCUUUAUUUAUUGUAAAAUAAUUUUUUGGUGUACUUAUGUACUAAUUUUCCCUUGUAGCAUGUUAAUUUUUUGUGUUUUAUACUUUGUAAUUUUAGGUCAAUCAUGUUCCUUGGCAGCACCUGUAGUAGUAUUAAUCUUCUGACACUUUUCCUAUGUUUUUAAAGAUGAGAGUAUCUAGUGCAUUAAAUGCCAAAAACAAAAUCCAUUAUCAGUGAUUGAAGCGUUUACAUGUACCCAGAAAACCAUAAUCAUCUCUUCAAAGAGUGCUGAAAUCAGUGAUUAUUCUGUGUGCCUAUACUGAUGUAGUAAGUUCUAGAGAGCUUUGUAUUUUGUUAUUGACUAUAACAGUUUAAUUAGCCUUGUUAAACUGAUCACAUCAAGAGAAAUGUAUUUUUGCCAAAGUCCUGGCCUUCCACAUCUCAUCCCUCUGUUUCAAUAUAUGACCCACUAUGACAUGGCACCUGCCUUUUCUAAGACUUUCAUGCAGGCAUUUUGGAGAGAAGGCCUUUUAUUUUUAUUUUUUUUAACUUACUUUUUAUUUUUUGCCUUCAGCAGUAAAAACACAAAUGAAUACAAAACCCUUUUUGCAGGGGGGAAAAAAGUCUAUUUUGAAACAUUUCAGAACUGCUGCUGUGAAGAAAUUCUCUCGAUGGGUUGAUUCUUUUUAAAGGAAGUAAUGCUUUAGGCCAAAAUAAGAAUAUUUGAUCUUUUCGAGAUUUCCACACCAUCUGUUUGACCACCGGAAAGCUGAAGUGUGUGAAAUACAAGCUGACAGCACUUUGUUUUAUUGCUCUUUGCUAUCUGAUACUCAUUAGAAUCCCUCUGUUACGAAAAUCCUGCUGUCUGCGGCACUGUUUUUUAUCACAAGUAUGUAUAUGUGAUACAGAUCUGUAACCAUAUAUCUUGCCAUUAUACACGAACAGUAAAAUAAAGUGUUGUACCAGCCGUAUCUCUUUUGCUCUUCUGCAGUGCGUGGGAGUGAGUGAGUGGCUUUUGGAGGCGUUCAGUCCUCUGCAAUGGCAGACGUAUCCCUGGCACAGAAAAUUCCAGCCUUGUGAAGCAAACUGCCCUUUGUCCUCAAAAAAAAAAAAAUUGUUUAGAAGAAAACUUUUUUUAAAAAAAAGAUUUUUCGCAUAUUAUCUGCCUUCUUAUCAACCCGAAAUGUUGGCAUUUUCCAACCUUGUUUUGUUGACUACAGUAAUUCAGUAUUCAUGUCAAAAUUGCAAAGUGCCCUAAUUGACUGUGUUUGAAUGUUAUCCUCGCACAAUUGUUUAAAUUAAAAAGACAAAAUGUUUUACCUCACUGUUGGACAUACAUUCCAAGCUUUUCAACUCUAGGAGAGGAAAAAAAAAUAAUCAUAUGUUUUCCUGUAUUGUAAAUUUUAGACUAUUUCAUAUACAUUGUAUUAAUACUGCCAUAUCAAUUUUAAUGUAUAGAUUUUGCAAAUACUAUGCUAUAUGUUAUACCUAACUGUACCUGUAGUGUAUAUGUAAUAUAUUUAUGCCCAAUAAAUGUUUUAAUUCUUUCA